Messenger RNA from Plasmodium falciparum 3D7, 2604 nucleotides. It is a transcript of the gene DHX36, whose product is annotated as ATP-dependent RNA helicase. The record is from RefSeq and is a predicted model, not a curated record. Gene Ontology annotation, molecular function: hydrolase activity; nucleotide binding; nucleic acid binding. Lineage: Eukaryota; Apicomplexa; Aconoidasida; Haemosporida; Plasmodiidae.
AUGAGAGAAUUACCCAUAUUGAAAUACAAACAUGAAAUUAAAAAAUUGAUAAAAAAAAAUAAUUUAAUCAUAAUAAAAGGAGAAACAGGUUGUGGAAAGACUACUCAAGUUCCCCAAAUAAUAAAUGAAAUAUUUUUUGAUAAAAAAGAGAAAAAAUAUGAUAAUAUCAAACAUAAAAAUGAUGAAAAAAAGAAAAGGAAAGAGAAAAAAAAAAUGUUAAUAUCUCUUCCUAGAAGAGUAGCAACUAUUACUGUUGCUGAAAGAGUUUCCAAAGAAAUGAAAAGAGGUGAUAUAGGUAAUUAUGUUGGUUAUACUAUAAGAUUUAAAAAUGUAUGUUCUGAUAAAACUCGAAUAAAAUUUGUUACAGAUGGUAUAUUAAUUAGAGAAAUCAUGAAUGAUCCUUUAUUAAAAAAAUAUAAAUUUUUAAUUCUCGAUGAAAUUCAUGAAAGAUCUAUUAGAACCGAUGUCUUAUUAGGCUAUACAAAAAUUUUGUUACAAAAAAGAAAAAAAAUUAAAAUUAUACUAAUGUCUGCAACGUUUGAUAUAAACAUAUUUAAUCAAUUCUUUAACAACCCACCAAUUAUAACUAUUCCUCAUAAGCUUCAUAAAAUUACAAUAUAUUAUCCUAGAAGAAAUAUAGAAGAUUAUAUCCUGUCAGUUGUCAGUACAAUUUUGCAAAUACAUUUUGGUAAUACUUCAUAUUCAUCGGAAUUUGAAAAUGAUGAUGAUCAUAGAGAAAAUAAACCAAAUGAAUUAAACGAAUUAAAUAAAUCAAACGAACAAAAUGAAUUAAACGAAUCAAACGAAGUGAAUAAAGAGCACGACUCGUACGAAUCAAAUAAAACUCACGAUAUAAAUGAAAUAGAUGAACAGAACAACCUGCAGACAGAUAAUAUUUCUAUGAACAACAUAAAUGAAGAUAUAAAAAAGACGGAGGAUAAAAGUCUUGGUGAUAUUUUAGUAUUCUUACCUGGUCAAGAAGAAAUCGAAAUGGUAAAUAUUAUGUUAAAAGAAAAAUUAAAAAUAAUUUAUAAAGGAAAUUUAUUAAAUAAAUUAAUGAAAGAAAGAAAUAAUUAUAAUAAUCAAAAUGAUUUUCAAAAUAAAAUAAAUAAUAAAUUUAAUACUGAUGAUCAUAUACUUAAUGAAAUUUGUUUUCAUUUUGGUAAAACGGAAAUAAUGCCAGAUAAAAUUUAUAAUAUGAAAAUCUUACAACUAUAUUCAUCACUUCCAAAUAAAAAACAAAAAGUUAUAUUUGAACCUGUUCCCCCAAACACAAGAAAGGUAAUUUUAAGUACCAACAUUGCAGAAACAUCGGUGACCAUUCCGAAUAUAAAAUAUGUAAUCGACAGCGGAAAAGUGAAAAUAAAAUAUUUUGAUGUAAAUAGGGGAAGCAACGUUUUAAGAGUAACUCAAAUAUCUAAAGAUUCUGCAAUUCAAAGAAGUGGAAGAGCAGGAAGAGAAGCGCCAGGACAGGUAUAUCGAAUAUAUACAAAAGAGGAGUAUGAGAAUAUGAAUCCUUUUUUAAUACCUGAAAUUUUCCGUUCAGACUUGACUCAAAUAUAUUUGGAAUUAAAGGCCAUGAAUAUUAAUAACCCACUUGAAUUCAAUUUUCCAGAAAAUCCAAGGAAAGAACUUUUUGUACAUUCAGCGAAAAUGCUUUUUAAAAUAAACGCUAUCGAUAUGAAUAAUAAUUUAACUGAUUUGGGAAAGAAACUUUGCUUAUUUCCUUUAAAUCCUAUAUACGCUAAUAUAUUAUUAUGUUCCAUAGAAUUUAAUUGUAUAGACGAAAUAGCUACUAUUGUAGCAUUACUUAAUUGUGACAGUAUUUUUUUGAAUUAUAAUUUUUAUGAAGAUUUGGAUACGCUAAACAAUGACUCCUUGGACAAAAAAAAAAAUAAUAAUGAACAAAAAAAAAUUGUGCAAAAGAAUUCUGUUGAAGAUUCAAAGGAAAAUAUAAACAAAUUAGAAAAUUAUGAUAAAAAAAAAGGAAAAAAUAAUAAUCUUGAACCAUAUGACGAUGACCAUGAUGAUAAUGAUAAUGAUAGUAAUAAUAAUGACGAUGAUAUGGGAGAAAAAAAAAUGAAUGAUAAGAAUAAAUUAAUUAAUGUUGCAAGAAGAAAACUUAUACAUCCCGAUGGGGAUCAUUUAACAUUAUUACAUAUUUUUUAUUUAUGGCAAGAAGCUGAUAUUAAAGAAAAAAAACAUUUUUGUAAUAUAUAUGCUUUAAAUAAUGAAAUAUUACAGCAAGUAGAAAAAAUAAAAAUACAAUUAUUAGAAAUUAUGAAAAAUAAAAUGAAAAUUGAAAUACCAAAAAAAUUACAUAUGCAUAAAUGGGAUCAAAUUUUGAUUUGCUUAUGUAAGGCAUGUUUUUUUAAUAUAGCCAAAUCAACAUCAAAUACAAAUGUUUAUAUAAAUUUAGUGAAUAAGACAAAAAUAAGAAUUCAUCCAUCAUCAACUCUUUUUAACUCUUAUAUUAAACCAACAUUUAUAUUUUAUUCGGAUAUUGUACAAACAAAAAGAUUGUAUGCUCGAAUUGUGACGAAAAUUGAGGCAGAUUGGUUAUUGAAAUAUGUAUCAGCAAAAUUUCAAGUAGCCAAAAGUUAA